Molecule: messenger RNA, 2463 nt
Organism: Brienomyrus brachyistius
Lineage: Eukaryota; Metazoa; Chordata; Actinopteri; Osteoglossiformes; Mormyridae
Product: lipid droplet assembly factor 1-like
Exons: 5
Coding region: 698-1222 (174 amino acids)
Source: RefSeq, a predicted model, not a curated record
UAUUGUGUUUAAAUUACUAUUUACUCAUUGCGUUCUAUUCGUAGGAGUUUUCUGAACCAGCCCAGAAGUUUGCGGUUGAUUUUUUUAUAUUUUGCUGCGGAUGUUUAUUGGAUUAGACAAAGAAAAGUACAGUAAAGGCAUUAUACAGUAGGUGCUCAGAAGAUUGUAAUCGGGCGUGCUGUCGGAGAAGCUGCAGUGUUGUGUUUGAUGUACGCGCUGUUUCAUCAAAGCCUGGAUUAUAGAUCCCGGAGUUUCGGUAAUUCCCGUUUCGGGCCGCGAACCGCCGCCGCCGCCGCGAGUAUGUUUUUAGCGGUGAGAAUUUCCCCACGAUUUUUGCCCUUAAUAACCAGCUGCUUAUCAAUCACUCACCAUUUCUCCAGCUUCUUUACUGCCUAAUAUAUUCAAUGCACGUUCACCCGUCAGAAGACAAUUGACUUUGGAUUUCUCGGUUUCUCAUUCAGAUUUAGGGGUACAAACACAGGCCUGUAUUAAUCCCACGUGUCCGUCCAUUUAUUUUGUUGAUUGCGUUUAUGUUUUCAGUACGUAUACCCACUAAAUAAUGCGUAAAUAAGAAGUAUUUUCAGCCGGAAUUUUAGCAGUUAACUACGGAUCCACCACGAAGGCAUUUGCGCCUCUGAAAUGAUGGAAACGUAUCGGAAACAUGGGCCUAGUUAUUUAAAUAUAUGUCCCCCUUUGCAUGUGCAUGGAACUGUCCGCUUUAUUGUCGCUGCAACGAUCUGCACCCUGUGAACGCAUGGCUGGCAGUGAGGAGCCCAGCGUAACUCGGCUGCUCAUGCAGACGCACCACAGACUUCACAGCGGCUUAGGCCGCCUGACCCACGACGCCAGGGUGGCUGAGUUGCUGGACACCUGGCUGGGGCAGUACCUCUCCUCCCAUCCAUUCCUAGCUCUCACCCUGAUGCUGUUCCUCGUCAUGUCCACAGUUCCGAUUGGUCUCUUCCUUAUGUUUGCUGCAGCCACCAUCCUUGCCGCCAGCGUCGGGGCUGUUAUACUGGAAGGGGUGGUUCUCUGCCUCGGGGGGGCUACUCUCCUGUGUGUGCUCUGCUGUUUGGCUAUUGCCGCCUUCAUGGUGUCUGCUUUCCUCACUGCCGUAUACAUAACCGGAUCCACUGUGCUCCACCUAUACUACACUCACCGCUUUUUGCGAAAGGAGGAGCUGCCAGCAAGUCUGAACACAGAGGAGGUGAAGAAAACUCAGUGAGCAGGUUUUGACAAACAUCAGCCUGUCUCCAACCGGAGCAGCAUGCAUGGGCGCCGCUGGACCCCUUUGACUGGUGAACCAAGUAAAAUCUCAUGAUCAAAUCAUUUGAGUAAUGGGGGGUGGCCUGUGCCCCAGUAGAGAUUUAUUUCUACAUUUCCCCUGCCAGCAUCUUCUGCUGGACCUGUGUGUCCUAGAGCCUUUCUGGCUGCGGUUUCACAAGCAGGAAGUGACAUGCGCUGAGAAUCCCCGGGGGCGCCCCACUGCCUCUAUGUUUACUCAGCGUCAGAGUGUGAUGUAGGUGGGAAGUUCUGCUGGGGGGGGUGGGAUCCCAGGGAUUCUGUAGCUGUUGCCAUUUAUUUUCACAAACCUGAGUUCAGAAACGAUUCAGUGAGUAGAUUGAGAUUUUUUUUUAUGUAUAACUAGUGGAAUUGUUUUCAAGUUUUACUAAGAGAUCGUUUAAACAUUAUUGGAAGUUAAGCCAGUCAGCGUUAUUUUGCAAUAUAGAACAGAUUAUGUACCAUUGUCUUAAAUGUAGUUUUUAGGUCAAGCACAGUGAUACGGAGUUCAAUUUCUGAAUGUGCUGUGGAAACCAGUUCUACUAAUAAAUCCAGUAUGUGGGAGUGUUGGAAUAAAAUCAGCAGUGAGGAACGUCAGGAAUUUAGCCACCAGUGGAUCUUUGAGAAUGAAAUGAAUGUGAGUGACAGACAGGAGCAGCAAGUGUGCAGAGGUUUUACAGAAGGACGUUAAGGGAAAGAACAGACGCAUGUCAAUGUGGCCAGAGCCCAAUUCUGACUGUUUUAUAUUGUUUGCAAAAGAUGCCAUAACUGAGGUUAACUCAAUGUUUGGUCCUUGGCCUGCUGCCACACUUCUGAACUGCCAUUCUUUGAAAAUCGUGUUAGUAAAUCUUUGAAAAAAAAUCUAUGGGUGUGAGACAUUUUCAAUAAUGUUUUGGCUGCUAAGUCAUUACAUUUCAGUUUUGUUUGUUAAAACAACCCCCUAACAAUUGCUUCUCUGAUUACUUACAAACUCCAUUUACUUUGCCUGGUACAAAUUUAACUCCUGGAACUCAAAACGUUUCCCAUAAAAUCUUUAUUGGAGGUGUUCCCACGGCGUAACAUGCAAUGUACAAGAAACAAACAAACAAAAAGCUGUCGUCAAAAUGUGGAAUCUAAAUAAUUCAAAAUGAAUUCCUCACAAACUUCCAGGAUUUAAAAAAAAAAAAUGCAUAACUGUCCACAAAU